GAUGACGCAUGCGCGGAAAGUUCCCUUCCAGCUGGUUGGGCUUCGUUUUCCUCGGCUGCGGAGGCAACGUCAGGAUCGGAAGAAAGGGAGAGCCUUGUCUUCAGAGUCGCCACUGCCCUUAACGGUCCGGGAGUUGAAGCCGUCGCCUCGUUCGUGAAAUUGUGUGAAAAUGUCACUGUAUCCUUCUCUGGAAGAUUUGAAGGUGGACAAAGUAAUUCAGGCCCAGACAUCUUUUGCUUCAAAUCCAGCCAAUCCAGCAAUUUUAUCAGAAGCCUCAGCUCCCAUCCUCCAAGAUGGAAACUUAUAUCCCAAGUUGUAUCCUGAACUUUCCCAAUAUAUGGGUCUAAGCUUGAAUGAAGAGGAGAUACAAAGAAACUUGGCAGUGGUUCCUGCUGCUUAUUCUCAGGGGGUUGUUGCAAGACCUUCUGCAAUGAAUUACAUGGUGGCUCCAGUAACUGGAAAUGAUGUUGGACUUCGUAGAGCAGAAAUUAAGCAAGGGAUUCGUGAAGUAAUCUUGUGUAAAGAUCAGGAUGGAAAAAUUGGUCUUCGCCUCAAAUCAGUGGAUAAUGGUAUAUUUAUUCAGUUGGUUCAGGCUAACUCUCCAGCAUCACUGGCUGGUUUGCGGUUUGGGGACCAGGUUCUGCAAAUCACUGGAGAAAAUUGUGCUGGAUGGAGUUCUGAUAAAGCCCAUAAAGUUCUGAAGCAAGCAUCUGGAGAGAGAAUUUCAAUGAUUAUUCGUGACCGGCCCUUUGGACGAACUAUUACCAUGCACAAGGACAGCACAGGACAUGUUGGCUUUAUAUUCAAAAAUGGAAAGAUAACUUCAAUAGUUAAAGAUAGUUCGGCUGCUCGAAAUGGACUUCUGACAGAACACAACAUCUGUGAAAUUAAUGGACAGAAUGUAAUUGGCUUGAAGGAUUCCCAGGUUGCAGACAUAUUAACAACUGCUGGAAAUGUAGUGACCAUCACAAUCAUGCCUUCUCAGAUUUUUGAACACAUGAUAAAGAGGAUGGCUUCAAGCAUUAUGAAAAGCCUAAUGGAUCACACUAUCCCUGAAGUUUAAAACUUAUUUUGGAUGCAUUGAUUCUGUGAUGGAAACACUGCUAAACAUGGGCUACUAUUUACUCUGCAAUGGUUAUGUUCUGCACGUGAGCCUUUCUUUAAAGCCAAGAUGAAAUGCUGCAUUGAGCAUUUGCAUUAUGUUGAUGGCUUGGAAUGUCAAAUCCAACACAUUACCUUGUUCAAACUGAAUUUUGUAGCCUUAUUAGCUUGAUAAAACAAGCUGUAUGCUUUUUCAUAGGGUUAUAUUGUAUAGAUCAACAUUUUCUAUAAGCCAUUGAAAAGGAAAACUAAUGUAUCUUGCAAGUGUUAGUAUUUGCUAUCUGUGAUUCAAGUAUAUUGCUGCUCUUUGUACUUUUUCAGAUAAAUUAGUUUUUCUACUAUUCUUUCUGCAAGAAUAUAUACAAUUAUGACUUGUAGUGUUAGUUAACUGGUUCUAGAAAUCUUGUUUACAAAAGCAUGCCAGUUAAGCUGAGCAUAGCUAGUAUUUAUCAUUCCAUAGAUAUUUUAAAUAGUAAGAUAUUCACAUGAACAUUUAGUUUUGUCUUACUGCUCUUACAAAGUCAUUUGAAUAUGCUUAUAUUCUGUUGCCUUAAUCAUCUUAAAUCAUUCAGUUGCAAAAACAUUCUUUAAAUGGCAGAGUACACUGACUAUAAUCUCUUUAAAAUCCCCAGUGCUGAAAAUGUGAUCUGGUACAAAUGAGUGUGCUGGAGAGGAGGAUGCAUUAUCUUUGUUAGGUGGAGUGAUGACCCUCUAAUUCUGGAGUAGUAAAUCCAGCAUUUAACUUGACUAAUGGCUUCAUACUUUUGAGGAAAGAGUAUUGUUAACUGGCUUUUAGAUUUCCCAGUUGCAACUAAGCUAUGAUUGCACCAUCUAAUUACGAUCUCGAUUCCUUGACUUUCUGAAUAAUAAAGUUACUUUACUGAAAAGAAA
Varanus komodoensis (Komodo dragon) is the source of this 1992-nucleotide messenger RNA. It is a transcript of the gene SDCBP, whose product is annotated as syndecan binding protein. Lineage: Eukaryota; Metazoa; Chordata; Lepidosauria; Squamata; Varanidae. Gene Ontology annotation, molecular function: syndecan binding. Gene Ontology annotation, cellular component: cytoplasm; plasma membrane. The coding region runs from base 170 to 1063 and encodes 297 amino acids. The transcript has 9 exons. The record is from RefSeq and is a predicted model, not a curated record. Gene Ontology annotation, biological process: positive regulation of transforming growth factor beta receptor signaling pathway.